AUGGGUGUUGUGACACUGAGGCGUGUUGACGGCACCAUGCAGACUGGGCGUGUGGAAGCGCUUUACGUUGAUGCGGGCGGGACAAUGGUUGGCGUGAUGGUGGGUGGUUUGGAUGUGACGGGAGUCGAAGGCUUUCCGAGGAUCGUGAUUGCACCGUCGAGCAGACCGGAUGCGGUCGUAUCUGGUGCUGUUGGUGAGGGCGAUGCGGUCUCUCCGAGCUCGCCCGAUCAGAGACCAGUGGAAAUCGUCGGGGAUAAGGCGGCGGUUCGCGCCGAGUUGAUCGACGCUUGGUGUUCGGCAAGCUCC
Opisthorchis viverrini is the source of this 306-nucleotide messenger RNA. RefSeq lists its product as hypothetical. The record is from RefSeq and is a predicted model, not a curated record. The transcript has a single exon. The annotation marks the transcript as partial. NCBI's taxonomy places the organism in Eukaryota, Metazoa, Platyhelminthes, Trematoda, Opisthorchiida, Opisthorchiidae.